Colletotrichum spaethianum is the source of this 849-nucleotide messenger RNA. Its product is annotated as hydroxylase/desaturase asaB. The transcript has 4 exons. The record is from RefSeq and is a predicted model, not a curated record. The coding region runs from base 1 to 849 and encodes 282 amino acids. Gene Ontology annotation, molecular function: oxidoreductase activity. NCBI's taxonomy places the organism in Eukaryota, Fungi, Ascomycota, Sordariomycetes, Glomerellales, Glomerellaceae.
AUGGGACAGCCAGGACGAGAAGUGAAAACCAAGAUCAAGUACUUCGAUGAUCCCGGAGUGCCUCUGGUGCCCAUGGUUAUUGGAGGCCCUGAGCCUGGCAAGCCGCAACCGAAAAUCGAAAUUCCAACGACAAUUACCGACAUCACCGGCAGAGAAGAUGAAUUCACGCUUGACGUCCAGGGAUUCCACUACGUGAAGCACGAGAGUCAGGUGACGAACUGGGAUGACGAUGAAGAGAUCAAGCGAGUGAACUAUCCAGAGAUGGAGAAACUAUGCUGGAAGGUCUUAUCGGAAACUGAGAAUAUGCCCAAACCUUGCUUGGUUCAUAUUAUGACGCACAUCAUCCGUCGUGGUCCCAAGGACGGCGAAGGCCCCAAAGGUCCUGCGCCGUUAUACGGCGUCCACGUUGACCAAUCCUUUGCGGCGGCUGAAGGUGUCGCCCAGAGAUGGUUAGGAGAUAGAGCAGAAGAGUUACUCAAGAAGCCACGAUACCAGAUUAUCAAUAUGUGGCGACCGAUCCGCCCUAUUACCCGGGACCCAUUCGCGGUCUCUGACGCCAGAUCCAUCCCAGACUCGGACCUGGUGUUCGUGCCUGUACGCUUUCCGGACCAUGACACUGAAGCCGUUGAAGUGCGUCCUCCAACGAACUCGCCUCAUAAAUGGUACUUCAAGGAUCAACAGCAGCCAGACGAUGUGUUGUUCUUCAAACAGGUAGAUUCGAGCACAAAGCCGGGUGUCCCCAGAAGAGUUCCCCAUUGUGCUUUCAAGGACACAGAGCUGCCCGAGGGGGCCGGCGACCCAAGGAUGAGUAUUGAGGUCAGAGCCUUUGUUUUCUACAAUGAGGACUAG